ACAUGGAUGACAGAACAUUGCACGUGCUUGGGCUUUGGUUGGAGAGAAAGGCCAUCCUUCCUCGUUCUGACUCUUCUGUUCUUGAUACAGCAACUACUCCUCCCUCGAUUUCUAAUUGAGAAUGACCCUGAAAUUUGUUGGAUCACAGGGCACAUGGGAAGAAGAGAAUUGCAACGAAUGAUAGAUUUACCUGCAGCAGCAGCAGCACGCGGCCAUAUGGUUUGCUCGAUAUCGGAACCGUCAACUGUUUCACCCCACAUGCAUACCUCUCCCCCAAUAACCAAUUCUUGUUGCUUGGGGUCUGUGAUGUUAGUGAGUGGUUCAUAUGAAUAGAAUUCAGGCCAAGAGGUAUUCAAAUGGUCCAAAUACCAUUUAUCCAAAAGGCUGUCCAUGCUCAUAUACUAGUUUUUGGAGGAGACAAUUAACCGACGUGGGACAAAUUCCAACAAUUUGCAAACUCAAGCGUGCUAGGGAGAAGCAAAUUUUAUUUUAUUGUAAUUGUUACCCUUAUUCUAAAUUAUUGUUUUCUCAUAGGGAGUUGUUUUAUGCUUUGAACUUCAUUGUAAGUUUUUGUGAUAGUAAUAAAAUGUGCUUAAUUGCGAAAGUAAAUUAUUCUCUUGCAUUUGAUCCGAGAAGAGCAUACGCUUAUGGAUUGUAAGGAAUUCUCCUAGGCUCUUUUUUUCCUCUUCUUAUCUUGUUCUUGUGUUUCAACUUCUGAACUUCUUGUUUUCUGUUAACACCUUAACCAUAAUAUUUCUGAAUCCUUAAAUGCCUUUUUUGUUUGCUGAAUUCUUUCCUCCAUAGAAGUUCAAACCCUUGCAACCCAUGCAAGGUUUUUUUCCCUUGAAUGUUUGCCGCCCCAGAAUGUCCCCCAUUCCAUUGAUGAAGCUCUUUGCGUGCCCGAGCCCCAAUCUAUGCUAACCAUUUCUCCUAGCAGUGGCGUGUUUCAUAACACCUAAAACCGUGCUAUCACUUGCUAGCCAUAGAUAAUUGGAAUUUUCUGGAAUGCAGGACUCUAUUGUAUAGUAUGGUAUCUGGUUCAAAAUUUGGGCACCCUGUGUUUUUUAGAAUAUGUUGAUUCCUGAUUAGGUAAUCAGUCUGCUACUAGCAGCUUCUGCCAAGAAUCCAACACUCACAUGAUGGUUGCAUUCUUUGCCUUUCACAGUUCUACAACUGCUAUGGGAUUAUUGUCUUUUAUUUGUCAGUAGAAAGUUUUUUCCCCCUCCUUGUGAGGCAUGGCUAAAGUCUAAACACACUCUUUUGCAUUAUAUGCAGGAUAUGGAAUAUGCAGUAGAUUGGCAUGAUACAGGGUUUCUAAAUGCUGAUGAUGAGGACUAUGCUGAGGACGAAGAAUGUAUGCCAAGUGCAGAGCAAACCAGCUUCCUGGAGAACAGCGGAUGGUCUUCCCGCAGCAGGGCGGUUGCCAAGUACCUUCAACUCUUGUUUGAGAAGGAAGCAGAGCAUGGAAGGAAGGUUCUUCCCAUGGACAACCUGUUGGUAGGAAAAACUCGUAAGGAGGCAUCGAGGAUGUUUUUUGAAGCAUUGGUUCUUAAAACUAGAGAUUACAUCCAUGUAGAGCAGGAAGCUAGCCCCUUUCGGAGACAUAAAUAUAAAGCCUCGAGUAAUGCUCAUGAAAUCGGACUUGUGAUCCUUUAGAUAGAUAAAGACGACACACUCUUGCAAAGAAUCAUAAGUACUAAUUAGCAGAAAGUUCAGUAAGUUAUGGGGUUUAUUCUUCCUUGUAUCAAUUCUUUUCUAACGUAUCCGCUGUGAUGUAUCAUGUAAUUGGUAGUUUUUGCUUAGUCUAGUGGUGGAUCCAAGUGCCUCAUGUAUCCCUAUAGCGAUCGUAUAAAGUGAUGUAAUAUGAACCUUGUUUAUGUGUAUAUAAUCUGUCAUUUGCAGUUGGGUGCUAAUUUUAGCUGUUUAGCUAUUCGAAUAA
Rhododendron vialii is the source of this 1939-nucleotide messenger RNA. Its product is annotated as sister chromatid cohesion 1 protein 4-like. Gene Ontology annotation, cellular component: cohesin complex; synaptonemal complex. Lineage: Eukaryota; Viridiplantae; Streptophyta; Magnoliopsida; Ericales; Ericaceae. Gene Ontology annotation, biological process: synaptonemal complex assembly; mitotic sister chromatid cohesion; replication-born double-strand break repair via sister chromatid exchange. Gene Ontology annotation, molecular function: chromatin binding. The record is from RefSeq and is a predicted model, not a curated record. Bases 1270 to 1656 code for a protein of 128 amino acids. The transcript is spliced from 4 exons.